GACUGCAAAUUAGGCCUCUAUUUUCUUUUAGUUUGGGCCUAUUUCUUCCAAUUUUCUGAUCAGAACAGCGAGCAUAAACCCCAGAGCAGAGAGGGCUUUCCCCCGGUGUCAUCAGCUGGAGCUUCUGCAGUACGAUAAUGGCUGGAAGAGAACCAGAAUACGACGGUGCUUUGAACUCCGACCUAGUCUCCGAUCAGUCUCUCAAACUCCAAGAUCAGUCAACGCACCUUACCACCACCGUCAACGCCGCCGCUGGCGGACUUGAAAUCACCUGCUUUAGCGAGCUAGUGGAUGACGCUACCUUCCACUUCCAAAUCAUUCGUUUCCCUAAACAGAUAUAUGCAUGGAUCGGUUGCAACUCUACAAAAUUCGGUGACUUGUACGCAGCUGCAUCGACACGACCUAGCAACACGGUCGGUGUGACUUCCGUUCUUGGAGGUUCUUCAGAUAACACUGGGUCUGGAAUCGCUAGGCGAUUAGUGUUAAAAACUGGUCUCAACGUAAUUCUUGCUUGCAGUAUCCCAAAGAAUAGCCCCAUGCUUGAGGCAAAUGCUGAAAAGAAGCUGAUGGAGAAGUUAAUCAGUUUGGGAUACACGCAGCCAAGAUAAUGAUUUGUGAGAAUUUUCUUCCAUGGAAAAACCUUGUAUCUUCAUUGCCCUGAACAUAACAGCGAGGUGUGUCUAUCUGCACCAACACCUGGUGGUUCUUUCUGCUUAACUCCACUUUAUUGAUUUGGAAAGUAAACCCGCAAAUGACAAAAUACUGGCUAUGAGUGCUUUAGUCAGCUAAACUUUUAACUGCAUUGUCUUGGAAGGGACAUUACAUUUGUUGAGGCAAUAGUUGUCAAACUCUCGCAUACGGAAUGCACCUGGACCUUGCGGUCCAAUGGCAAUAAGCUGACUCGAAAGGU
Messenger RNA from Rubroshorea leprosula, 910 nucleotides. The record is from the annotation of a GenBank genome assembly. NCBI's taxonomy places the organism in Eukaryota, Viridiplantae, Streptophyta, Magnoliopsida, Malvales, Dipterocarpaceae.